AUGCGGGCCACCAGAUUGCACGAGACAUGUCUGGACUUUUCCAACGUUCGUCUCGAGUCAUACCCGGAUAUAUCGGGCACCGGGGUGAUUGUUAGUUUUGUCGGCACCGCCUUUAUGACCUUCCUGCUGCUGGCCGCCAACUACUUCGUCGUGUACGAUCCCACCCAGCAUCCGUUUCUGGCCAGGGCGACCCCGAUGGCCUCUGGUUCUGGCGUGGAUGUAGCGGCAUCCUGCUCUUCUUGCAAAAUGCGGCGAGACUCCUGGCACCCCAACGUCGCGGACCAGAGGUUCCUCGGGUCGACAAUCAUCACCAUGUGCGAUUUGCAAAUCUUCACCGGCGCUGGAAUUCUCAUCAGCGGGUUCUUGUCUCUAUACGACAACCUGGCCGCCUACCACUGGCAGAUCGUUGUCUAUCUGGCGUGGUUCUCGACGGUAUCGCACCUGGCGGGACUUACCGUCAUUCGAAGCUACCUACACGCCUUCCCUCGGAAGAGAAAUAUCCGCUUGGUGCUCGUGGUUGUUGUCUUGCUGCUGCUCCUCGUGGCCAUGGCACCAACUCAGUUCUUCGCCUGGAGGGGGACGGUGAGCCGCAUCCUCCCCGGCACCGCGGCCAUCUGCUACUUUGACCUGGGCCUCGCUCGGCACAUGUGGAGCAAAGCGGUCGAGCUCGAUCAUGACGAAUCAAAGGGCGCAAAUCCAAUCAGCUUUGAUUUUGAACUCGGGAGAGGCGUACAACAGGUAGUCUUUGCCGCCAUUCUCCUCAUCUUUGGCCUCUUCACGCGCGUUGUCAAAGCCUUUUCACCCCUUUCCAGACUCUUUAGCGAAAUGAUCCGACCUAGGGCGAGUAGAGCUGCUUCCAGGCUCCUAAUGCGGAUUGCGCCGCCCGAGAUGCUUGGACCGGAGCCAGAGGGUGCCUCACACGGCUUCCUGCGAGACAUGGUGGCAUACCUCGUGUUUUUGCCAGCCCUUGGCUCUUUUUACACUCUCCGCAUGUGGCUGGACCUGUUUGGCUCCAUGUUGUCGGAGAUUUACUGGCUGCUUGUUACCAUGCUGUGGGGAGUCUUGAAGCUGUCCAGAGCGCGCGAGAGCCCGCCGAUGCAAAUCCAAGUUCAAGAGAACCGGUGGACAUAUGGGCAGAUUCUGGCGAUACUGCUCUUGGCGGCUCCGUUGUUCAACAUGCUGACCAUAGUCAUGUCGAAUUCGAAAUGGCGCGGCGUCGAGUCGGAGCUGCCCCGACUCGAGCAUCAGGCCCCUGGCUUGGCCGUUGGUGAGACUCGCGAUUGCGAAUGCAGCGGAGACGGAUCACUCUCUGCAUCUCAGGAAGAGUCGCGCCGGCAAGACGAGGCCGAGAACAAGGAAGACGAGAUGGCAAGGUUGAUCAGCAGUCAAGGCUACUACGCGAAGGCGCCAUGGCUGGGAGUCAGCAUGACGACGGCAUGCAUCGUCAUCAUGGGCCUCACCUGCCUCAUGCUCCAAGCCGGCUACACGAAUAUCAUGAGCGGGCAGAUUUCGGGGGAUCGGCUAUACGAGUUCUGGCUCUGGCCAUCUGGGAUGCUGUGGUUCAUCCUGUUUGGCCUGUCAUCGGGCUGCGUCUUCACGAUGAUGAUGGGGAUGCUGCUGGACGGCUGGCUUCAUUCCGGUACGAGUCGCUGCUCCCGGAAGACUCAGUUCUUUGUGAUGAGCUUCUCCGUUCACGGGCUCAUGAUUCUCGGCAUGUACAAAGCCACCGUUGCUAUCCUGAUCCAGGGAGAAGGACGCAGCAAGGGAAACGUGGCCAUCGGACCAUGCCUCAUCGCGGCCUUGUACGUUGGCUACACGCUGCUCUGUCUGGGGCUCCGGCUGAGCGGAUGUCGUGUCACGUCCCUGUUUGUGCCGAAUCGGUGA
Messenger RNA from Hirsutella rhossiliensis, 1884 nucleotides. RefSeq lists its product as uncharacterized. The coding region runs from base 1 to 1884 and encodes 627 amino acids. NCBI's taxonomy places the organism in Eukaryota, Fungi, Ascomycota, Sordariomycetes, Hypocreales, Ophiocordycipitaceae. The transcript is spliced from 4 exons. The record is from RefSeq and is a predicted model, not a curated record.